GUACAAAGUUUAAAUCUCUUAUCUACAGUUGAAUCCGUCAGUUGAUUUCUGUCCACUUUUAAUUGAAAUCUUAGAGAGAAGCCAUUUUGUUGAAAAAAUGCCUUUGGCUGUAGUAAAUACGAAUGUAGCGAGGAGUGGAAUACCUAAGGACUUUAUGGAGAAGUUGACAGACUUUACAGUCAAGACUUUGGGCUGUGAGCAAAAGGUAAAUUAUUUUUAGAGGUAUCAAGCGUAUUUCAUCAUUUAUUAAAUCAAUUCACUGUAUUUAUGUACAUAAUAUUUAAAAUCGUCUAGGGAGCUUGUUUAGAUUAUCUAGCUAAGAAUUUCUAUUAAGAUAUAGAAUGAAAACCUUUUAAAAUGGAAUUGUAGAUAGUUAAUUGAAAUUUAAAGCUUAAUUAAUACACCAGACAUGAUUAUUUUAUAAAAUUCUUGUGCCAAUACUUUUCAUCUCGAACAAGCUUUAGAUAAGAUAAUAGAAAUUUAGCACUCUCACGCCUAUAAACCUAUUUAACUAGAAGACUGAUGUGAAUAAUCUCAUGAUAUAUUUCAUGAAAAAUACCUGUUUACCUUUACGAAAAUUAAGUAUAAAUAGUAAAAGCAUGCUAAAAGCAUUUACUAUAAAAAGAAAUUGUCAAAAAAUUAACAAAACUUGUAUAAAAUAGAUAAAAGGAAAGAGAGAAGAGAGGGAGAUGCUUUAGAAUUCAUCUACCUUUGAAUUCAUGUAGAAAACUAAUUUAUUAUUAUUUAUCAUUAUUCAUUCUUUCGUCGAAAUAUUUGUAAUUUAUAUAUAGUUUAAAGAGAGAUGUAAGAGAAUGCUCUAAAUGUCAUGAACUUGGGAAAUUUUUCUUUAAAUUCAUUCAUAUUCUUAUCACAAAAAUUAUCAAUUUGAAUCCUAAUUUUGAACUGAUAUAAUAUAGAACACGUUCUUUAUAAAGAUAUACAUUCGAUAUAUACCAGUAUAUAUAUACAGUUUAUACAUACUGUAUACUGUAUAUAUACAUAAAUUAAUAUAAAUAUACAUUAUAUGCUAUGAGUAUAUGUAGUAACAUAUAUUCUUGUAACAUGCGUCAUGAUAAUUUUUUAACCGUAGCUCGAAGAGAAUAACAUGAUUAUAUGAUUGAGGAUAAAGAAAGUUAAGAAAAUGAUCAUGACAUAUUCUCAUCAAAUAACAAACAAGCAUCAUAGAUCAUGUAUUAUUUAACUCUUCUUAAAACAUGUUGAUAAGAAAUGACAACGUUUACUAAUAAUGUAAUCAGUCUUCUCAAUUAGCUCUAUAUUUUUUUAGUCGGCUCUUUCUUUAGAAACGUCAAUCUAAUCUUUUAGGAUUUCUAAAUAUUAUAAUUAAUAUACAAACUCUUUAUAAAUAGAAGAAGAAUAAAAUGUUUUUGUUCUAAAAAAAUGAAAUAGCUGCUUGACUCUUUAAAUAUUAAUUUAGAAAAUAUCCUGCGUUAAUAUAUCAUUUUUCAUUUUAAUUAUAAAAGAAACUAACAAAGACAGCAGUACCUUAAAAAAAAAAGAUAGAUUAAUGAAAGAAAUUUUAAUAUAAUAUGGAUUAUUCGGUUAGAGAUAUGGAUUAUCUAAAUAGGUUGUCUUCUCUAACAUUAUCUUUUUUUUUUUUGAAUAUUCAUAUACAUGUAUUUUUACAAUGAGUUCAAUUGUAGAAAAAAUGGAUAUUGGACUUAAGUAAUAGAAUUUGUGAAAUAUAUACUGAACAUUAUACUAAAAUAUUCAUUUAAGAGAAGGAAAUUUAAAGAUUUAUUUAUUAAUUAUGCUAAUAGUUCACUAUGGUUGAAGUACAUCCUGAUUGUAUGAUGAUGAGAGGAGGUUCUACAGCGCCAAUGGUACAUGUUGUUUUCCAUCACAACGAUGAUCAAAUAACGGAAGAAACUAAACGUGAGACCGCUGCCAAAUUCGCUAGAUUUAUAACAAUGGAAUUAAAGGUUGCCAUGGAUAGAAUUUUGGUGCUAUUUAUUGACACUCGCUGCACUACUCUUCAGCAAACUCAUUUGUGAGAUGUGUAUAAAAUAGCAAAACAAAAAAGAAAAAACAAUAUUAAUAAUAAAAAGUUCUCUCUUCUCUAAAAGAUUUCUAGAAGUGAUUGUACAUUAUGAUUCUGCCCUAUUUCACCCAAGUAAUUAACUAAACAUCGAUUUAUCCAUCGAAUUUUUUGGACAAAUAAAUGUUUCAAAUUUUAUAUUGAACGUUCAAUAUUAUUACUUCGAAAAAGUAUCUGUGCU
Molecule: messenger RNA, 2237 nt
Organism: Dimorphilus gyrociliatus
Lineage: Eukaryota; Metazoa; Annelida; Polychaeta; Dinophilidae
Source: the annotation of a GenBank genome assembly